Messenger RNA from Urocitellus parryii (Arctic ground squirrel), 1855 nucleotides. RefSeq names its product proline rich transmembrane protein 1 (gene Prrt1). Gene Ontology annotation, cellular component: membrane. Lineage: Eukaryota; Metazoa; Chordata; Mammalia; Rodentia; Sciuridae. The record is from RefSeq and is a predicted model, not a curated record.
GAAGGACGAGGUGGGAGAAAGGUAUUCGGGAGCAAGGCAUUAGGGGCUCCCGCAAACACCUGAAAAACCAGAAGUACCAGACUCCAGCGCCAGACAGGGGCCACUGACUCCAGGGCAGGGACGCUGUCCCAGCCACACUGCAAUCAUGACAUCGGAAAAGUCAGGCCUCCCGGACUCAGUUCCACACACUUCUCCACCUCCAUACAAUGCUCCCCAGCCCCCUGCCGAACCUCCCGCCCCGCCCCCACAGGCAGCCCCCUCCUCGCACCAUCACCAUCACCACCACUACCACCAGUCUGGCACCGCCACCCUCCCGCGCUUAGGCGCAGGCGGCCUGGCCUCUUCCUCGGCCACAGCUCAACGCGGUCCCUCGUCCUCAGCCACACUACCCCGGCCCCCCCAUCACGCCCCGCCUGGUCCGGCCGCCGGGGCUCCCCCACCCGGCUGCGCUACCUUGCCCCGCAUGCCACCCGACCCUUACCUGCAGGAGACUCGCUUCGAGGGCCCACUUCCCCCGCCUCCGCCCGCCGCCGCUGCCCCACCCCCGCCGGCGCCUGCACCGACUGCUCAGGCUCCCGGCUUCGUGGUGCCCACGCACGCGGGGGCGGUGGGCACUUUGCCGCUGGGGGGCUACGUAGCGCCCGGCUACCCACUGCAGCUGCAGCCCUGUACUGCUUACGUGCCGGUCUAUCCGGUGGGCACGCCUUAUGCAGGCGGGACCCCAGGGGGAACUGGAGUGACCUCCACUCUCCCCCCGCCGCCCCAAGGCCCAGGGCUGGCCCUGCUGGAGCCGAGGCGCCCGCCACACGACUAUAUGCCCAUUGCAGUGCUGACCACCAUCUGCUGCUUCUGGCCUACGGGCAUCAUCGCCAUCUUCAAGGCAGUGCAGGUGCGCACGGCCUUGGCCCGCGGAGACAUGGUGUCUGCGGAGAUCGCUUCACGCGAGGCUCGGAACUUCUCCUUCAUCUCCCUGGCGGUGGGCAUCGCAGCCAUGGUGCUCUGUACUAUCCUCACCGUAGUCAUCAUCAUUGCCGCACAGCACCACGAAAACUACUGGGAUCCCUAAAAACUCCCUCUGCCCAGCCCCACUCUGCGCCCCUCAACCUCCCAGACUCGUUCUGCAGUCAAGCUGCGGACCCAAUAGGCGUCCCGCACACCCGCCUCUGGGGCAGCCGGACUUCCAAACAUCCUAAACUCCGCCUCCACGGAAUCUCUGGCCUUGCGAGCACGCUCCUAAUCCAGUUCCUCAGGAACCCCUACAAAACCCACAACCCCAGGGACGCUGCUUCCCGGGAUCCCUGCUACAAGUCGGGCUCCAAUACCCCAUCCCAUCAAAGUGCAGCGCCCCCAGCCGUGCUCCCAGUGCUCCCCAGCCUGGAAUCUUGUCUCCAAAGUCCCACCUCCUUUAUAGGCUCCACCCCAGCUCUGGCAAAACCCCGCCUUCAGGUCGGCAGGCUCCGCCUUCUUUUCCGUCUCUACGGGGCGAUUCAGUCAGGUGAUUGGGUUUGUGGCUUUAGGCCUAGCCCACUGACAAACAGACUCUUCCCCUUUUUCAGGCCAGAGGGCUGCGACCCGGGAUAGCCACGCCCCCACGCUCUCUCCCAAUUUUUGCCAGUACAGUUUCGUUCUCCUCCACUUGAUUCUCUUCAUAUUUUCCCCCAAAUUCCAGAACUCUCCUUUAGUGAUUUUUGGAAUGUGAUUUGGGAGAUUUCUGGUUUAGGACCCUUCACCCAGAAGAAAAGCACCCAUUCUCUGUAAAUACUCCAUUCCACUCAUCUUAUUCCUGGGCAGCCGGGCUGAAGGGAAUCCCAGGAUAAGAACCUCCCAAUCCUGGGAGGACUCCGGCCCCCCUCCU